This is a messenger RNA of Alexandromys fortis (reed vole), 4320 nucleotides long. It is a transcript of the gene Col6a2, whose product is annotated as collagen type VI alpha 2 chain. Gene Ontology annotation, biological process: extracellular matrix organization. Bases 140 to 2959 code for a protein of 939 amino acids. The record is from RefSeq and is a predicted model, not a curated record. The transcript has 28 exons. Lineage: Eukaryota; Metazoa; Chordata; Mammalia; Rodentia; Cricetidae. Gene Ontology annotation, molecular function: extracellular matrix structural constituent conferring tensile strength.
UCCGCCCGCCCGGGGCAGGGUUAAAGUGGGAGGCCUCUGGCUUCGUCCCCUCCCGCUCAGUCCCGGUCCCCUCCCUCCUACCCACUCGGCGCCCGCAUCUCGGGCCGUCAGGACCGGGCCUCUCCUCGGAAGUGCCCAGAUGGCCUCUUUUUGGAAGUGCCAAGUCAGGACAUCAGGGCACAUGACGGCUGUCAAGAUGCUCCAGGGUUCUUUUUCUGUGUUCCUGCUUGGGGGGCUCUUGGGAGUCCUCCAUGCUCAGCAGCAGGAAGUCAUCUCUCCUGAGAUCUCCACCACCGACAGGAACAACAACUGUCCAGAGAAGGCCGACUGCCCUGUCAAUGUCUACUUCGUGUUGGAUACGUCGGAGAGCGUGGCCAUGCAGUCCCCCACAGACAGCCUGCUCUAUCAUAUGCAGCAGUUCGUACCGCAGUUCAUCAGCCAGCUGCAGAAUGAAUUCUACCUGGACCAGGUGGCCCUGAGCUGGCGUUAUGGUGGCCUGCACUUCUCGGACCAGGUGGAGGUGUUCAGCCCACCCGGCAGCGACCGGGCUUCCUUCACUAAGAGCCUCCAAGGCAUCCGCUCCUUCCGCAGGGGCACCUUUACUGACUGUGCCCUGGCUAACAUGACACAGCAGAUCCGGCAGCACGGAAGCCGAGGGGUGGUCCACUUUGCUGUGGUCAUCACCGACGGCCACGUCACAGGCAGUCCGUGUGGGGGCAUCAAAAUGCAGGCCGAGCGGGCCCGUGAGGAGGGCAUCCGGCUUUUUGCUGUGGCCCCGAACAGGAACCUAAACGAGCAAGGCCUGCGGGACAUCGCUAACACCCCUCAUGAGCUCUACCGCAACAACUACGCCACCAUGAGACCUGACUCUACUGAGAUUGACCAGGACACCAUCAACCGCAUCAUCAAGGUCAUGAAACAUGAAGCCUACGGAGAGUGCUACAAAGUGAGCUGCCUGGAGAUUCCUGGGCCCCAUGGACCCAAGGGCUACCGAGGACAGAAGGGUGCCAAGGGCAACAUGGGAGAGCCAGGAGAGCCUGGACAAAAGGGGCGACAGGGAGACCCUGGCAUCGAAGGCCCCAUCGGAUUCCCAGGACCCAAGGGUGUGCCUGGCUUCAAGGGAGAGAAGGGUGAAUUUGGAUCAGAUGGUCGGAAGGGAGCCCCCGGCCUAGCUGGCAAGAAUGGAACUGAUGGACAGAAGGGCAAACUGGGCCGCAUUGGACCUCCAGGUUGCAAGGGAGACCCAGGAAGUCGGGGCCCUGACGGAUACCCUGGAGAAGCUGGAAGCCCAGGCGAGCAAGGAGACCAAGGUGCCAAGGGGGACGCUGGCCGCCCAGGACGCAGGGGACCACCAGGAGAUCCUGGAGAUAAGGGAAGCAAGGGAUACCAAGGCAACAACGGAGCUCCUGGAAGUCCCGGAGUGAAAGGAGGCAAGGGAGCACCUGGCCCCCGUGGACCAAAAGGAGAACCCGGACGCAGGGGAGAUCCUGGAACCAAGGGCGGCCCAGGCAGUGACGGUCCAAAGGGGGAGAAGGGAGACCCUGGUCCUGAGGGGCCCCGAGGCCUGGCUGGAGAAGUUGGCAGCAAAGGAGCCAAGGGAGACAGAGGUUUACCUGGACCCAGAGGUCCCCAGGGCGCUAUUGGGGAGCCCGGAAAACAGGGAUCUCGAGGAGACCCUGGUGAUGCUGGACCCCGUGGAGAUUCAGGACAGCCAGGUCCCAAGGGAGAUCCUGGAAGGCCUGGAUUCAGCUACCCAGGACCCCGAGGAACACCCGGUGAAAAAGGAGAGCCCGGCCCACCAGGCCCUGAGGGAGGCCGAGGAGACUUUGGCCUGAAAGGAGCACCUGGAAGGAAGGGAGACAAAGGCGAGCCAGCUGAUCCUGGUCCCCCUGGUGAACCUGGACCUCGAGGACCAAGAGGAAUCCCAGGACCUGAAGGAGAACCUGGCCCUCCUGGAGACCCUGGUCUCACGGAAUGUGACGUCAUGACCUAUGUGAGGGAAACCUGCGGGUGCUGCGACUGUGAGAAGCGUUGUGGUGCCCUGGAUGUGGUCUUCGUCAUUGACAGCUCUGAGAGUAUUGGCUACACCAACUUCACCUUGGAAAAGAACUUCGUCAUCAAUGUGGUCAACAGGCUAGGCGCCAUUGCCAAGGACCCCAAGUCUGAGACAGGCACACGUGUGGGUGUGGUGCAGUACAGCCACGAGGGCACUUUUGAGGCCAUCCGUCUGGACGACGAACGAGUCAACUCCCUAUCCAGUUUCAAGGAGGCUGUCAAAAACCUCGAGUGGAUUGCCGGUGGCACCUGGACGCCCUCUGCCCUCAAGUUCGCCUACAAUCAGCUCAUCAAGGAGAGCCGGCGCCAGAAGACCCGGGUGUUCGCAGUGGUCAUCACAGAUGGGCGCCACGACCCCCGCGAUGAUGACCUCAAUCUCCGGGCCCUGUGUGACCGAGAUGUCACCGUGACAGCCAUCGGCAUUGGUGACAUGUUCCAUGAGACGCACGAGAGUGAAAACCUCUACUCCAUCGCCUGUGACAAGCCGCAGCAGGUGCGCAACAUGACACUGUUCUCUGACCUGGUGGCUGAGAAGUUCAUCGAUGACAUGGAAGAUGUCCUUUGCCCAGAUCCCCAGAUCGUGUGUCCAGAACUUCCCUGCCAAACAGAUGAACCAUGGCCUGGCAGCAAGCCCCCGGUCACCUUCCUCCGCACGGAAGAGGGUCCGGACCCUACCUUCCCCAAGACCAUCCCCCUGAUCCAGCAAUUGCUAAACGCCACGGAGUUCACUCAGAACCCAUCUGCCUACUCCCAGCUGGUGGCUGUGAUGGUCUACACCGCCGAGAGGGCCAAGUUCUCCACAGGGGUCGAGCGGCAGGACUGGAUGCAGCUGUUUAUUGACACCUUUAAGCUGGUGCACAGGGAUAUCACAGGGGACCCAGAGAGUGCCCUGACACUCUGCUAAAGCCCCGGGGUUCACCAUGAGCAGACAGCCCGAGCUAACCCCUCAAUUCUUAUAGCUUCCCAGGGCUACCACCAUAAGCUUAGGCCUUAGGCAAUGGGGACCUGCCCUCCUAGUCCUGAGGCCAGAGUCUAAGUCUUUACCAUUAUUCUCUCUGGAGGGCCCCUCCUACUCCCUCCAGCCGCUGGCAGAGCUGCCAUCCUUAGCUUAUGGGCAUACUACUCCACUGUCACUUCCGUCUUCCCAUAGCCUCUCUUGUGUCUGUGUCCCCUCCUCUUUUGUUCCCCUCGCUCCUGUUUUUUUUUUUAAACAAGGACAUCAAUGAUUGGAUUGAAGGCCCACCUUAAACCCCAGAAGUUUACAUCUGGCAAAGGACUAUAAAGGGCAUUAAUAUUGAGGUUCUUGAGAUGUAAACUUCUGGGAAUCUUUCGGCUGAGCACACCGCCUCAGUCAACCUGAGCUAUCCUGUGUUUGAAAGCACAGACUGGGAUGGGGUGCCAUCUGAGUGCUUGGGAAGGUCCCCUCCUUUCCUGCUUUUGAUUUGGUGUUCAUGUUUGGUGGCAGGUAUGUGUUUAUGGCCUGCAAAACCAUAGGGAUGUAACAAGGGCCUUAAAAUACCUCCGCCUCUGUCAUGCCCAAUAAAUCAAAGUACCAGAGGUACCAGAGCAGGUCUGCCAGUGUGCCCCCAACACCUGCAUGCCCAGCCAGGUCUCUGGAUGUAUGAAGGCAUCAUGAGAGUAUCCAAAAGGCAGGGCUUUUGAUACCCUCAGUCACGUGACCGAGAACCAUAAAGGCAUCCUCUCCCCAGUGUGAGGACUGGGCUCAAGGGACCUUGUCAGGCUGGACUAAUGUCCCGUUCCUGUCUGUGCCCCUCUAGCCCAGGCUGAGACUUAUCCUCCUGGGAGGAUGGCAUCCCUCUCUGUUGUGAGGUCACAGAAAGGACCCCCACAGACAUGGAACACAGAAAUCCCCGAGUCCCCAAACUCCCAAUCACAAAUGGAUCUUCACCAGCCUUUCCUGGUUUCCCCCAGGCCCUAUUGAUGUUGAUGUUAAGAAAAAAAAGUCCCCAAGCCAACCACCCCUACUGUAUGUCUGCCUCUGAGUUUGCGGUAGUAGCUGUGAGGGUGCCUGUCAGUUAUGAGGAGCUAAGAAGUCCAGUUGUCUCCCAGAAACAAGUUUCUAGACACUCUGAGCAGAUCUGAGCAGAUCCCAGGGAUGGUGAAGGGACAAUAAAUAAGUUAUGUGACUAGCAAGCUCUGUAAAAGGACAGACCCUAUCUGCAGGCACUCCCUGGCUCAGGGCUCAGUCUCAGGGGGAGUGAGCCAUGUUAAACAUGUUAUAAAAAGAUGAAACCUGUAACUUAA